AUGAGUAGUUUGCGCUCUACACUGACCAUGACUGCACUUUGCCCUCGACAUGUACCGCGCGUGGCCCAUGGCCAGCAACAUCACCGAAGCGCAAGGUUGGUCCAGCGCAGUGGGUGCUUCGCAGGCGCCGUUGGUGUCACCCUCAUCACCCGGUCCUUUACCUUCGGCUCCCUUUGUGCGCAAGGGCGCGGGUUUCGACGCAUUCGCCGGUUCGGUCAGCGUGCGGCACCAGCUCCACGAUUGGAAGAGUUGGAAGUGCUGGCCAACGAGAUUCGCAUGUCUCGCGAUAUGGGUCCAGUACGGGAGAACCUGGAUGACUUGGCUUAUUAUGCCUUCCCUUCAUGCUACACCAGAGGUGAUGGAAGCCAAAGGGGCUUCUGCAACUGGCUUUUGCGAGACGUGUUAAUGGUUGGAAGAUAUCCAUACUGUGAUCCCUUGGGUGACUUCCCGAGCAAGGUGGAUGGACGUCGACAUUUGAAGAAGAUGCUCGACGUGGGCAUAACAGCUUUCGUGUGCAUGCAAGCUGAGAUCCCAUCUCCUGCACCAGAAAACUUGAAAGCGUGGCCAUGGGAAGGCGUGUCACUUCAGGAGGUCGACAUGCCUCGGCGGUUCUUGCCUUAUGGUCCGGUUGUGAAAGAGGAGGCCACAUCUAUGGGCUUGGAGAUUCCUCGAUUCCUGCACUGCCCGGUGCCAGACAUGCACGUUCCCAAGGAGGAGCAGCUGAUGAGGCUUCUUCGGGACUGUCUGAUCGAGCUGCAGAACGGAGGGUGUCUUUACGUUCACUGUUGGGGCGGUCUGGGCCGCGCAGCAGUGACCAGCGCCUGCCUGCUGGCCUUGCUGAGGCCGGAGCUUGGUCCCAAUGAGGUGCUGCUCUGCACCCAGGCAGGCUACGACUCGCGUAUCGGUGGCGCCAACUAUGCUUCGCCUCAGACCAUGGCCCAGCGGAGCAAAGUGCACGAUUUCACUCGGGCGCUGGCGAGUGUUCAAGCGUGGAUGCAUCAGAGACGUUACAAGAUUCCCAACAUCAUCGACAGGAAGUCGUGCUCAGCUUCCGUUGCUUUCGGGCUCCUAGGCCUUGGCGAUGAGACUCUGGUCGCCGAAGGCGUCCUACGUGCAAGUCCCAUCGCUGAAGGGGUGCUGCGAGAGCCCAGCGCGCUGGCAUCGGCCAGACAGGGCGUUCACAGCCUUGAGCCUGGAUCUGUGCAGCACAAGGAAGAUGAUCUCCCCCGUUCUCGGAGAGUGCAGCCAGAGAGUCCCAGGCUAGACGCUGCUUGCACUGUAUCGCCGGAGGCCGUUCACAGCCUUGCGCCUGCAUCCGUACAGCGACAGCCAGAACGCACCACAUCGCCUUCGCAGACGGAGGCCGAUCCCUUCGAUCUACCGCUGCAGCAGGGCAAAGCCAGCAGAAUGGAAAGCGACCAUGCCUUCCACUCGGUGAGAUCAGAGGUCGGGUCGCCGUUCCUUGACAUAGGCCUCACACUGAAAGCACGUGGCCCAGGCCCCGACGUGGUUAACGGUGCCUUCUCCUUGCUGCGAAGUCUUGCCGACCAGGUCGUGCGGCCGCCAGAUGUCACAGAGAGAUCGGGGCAAUACCAGCCCGGGGAGCUCUUGACAAAGACCAUGAGCAAGGAGUCUGAUGAUACGCAGGUCUCCGGCCCCCGCACGACCUUCAACAGCCCCGAGGCCUCCGACGAUGAGACUGAAGAAGCGGAAGAUGCGGAUUGUACUUCCGUCGUGGAUGGGUCUGCGGAGGUCGCGACGCCGCAGAAUGACGCAGAGGAUGCAACGUCGGAUGAGGAAUCGGAAGACGAUGAUGACGAGGACAGUUCUGACUCGCCGAGGCCCAGGACGCCUGGCCAAGUAGAUGAACAGGAUGUGAACAUUGGCUCCCGAGGCGGCGCAUCAACUUCCUGCCAGGCAAAAGCGGAAGCAAGGACACAACCUCCGCUUGUGCAAGCCUUGUGCUUUUUGGAACACCAAGGGCUGCAAAGAUGGAGUGGACUGCAAGUUCUGCCACCUCUGCGAGCCCGGUGA
Symbiodinium sp. CCMP2456 is the source of this 2034-nucleotide messenger RNA. The record is from the annotation of a GenBank genome assembly. Lineage: Eukaryota; Dinophyceae; Suessiales; Symbiodiniaceae.